GCAAUCCACCACGCACUGUCAUCACGCCUCCUCCCAGAUAGAGCCUCCUCCGUCCCACUCCCACCCCAGCUGCUGCGUGCAUGCCCGCUCUCCCCGUCGACGACGUGCACCUGCACUGCACUGCACUCCUCGCCGGCGCGCGCGCGAGCUGCGGCGGCACUGUGGUGGUGGGUGUUGACGUGGUCCGCCACAGCUGGCAGCUGGUCGUCCCCGGCCCUAUAGUCGUCCGAGAUAUAUAGUAGUAUGGCCCGGGGAGUGAGGCUGGCGGCGGGCGGCGGGCUGGUGGUGGUCGGGGCGCCGUGGCUCCUCAUCGCCGUCCUCGUCCACUCCUCCUUGCUCGGCUCCACCGUCCUCACGGCCGUCGACGCCGCCCGCGCGUCGUCGGCGUUCGUGGUGACGACGACGACGGCCCCGCUGCGGACGUCGACGACGAUGGCUCCCGCGCCGUCACCCGCCGACGGCAGCACGCUCGGGACGGACGACAGCAAGAGGAAAGUGCCCACCGGCUCCAACCCCUUGCACAACUAACAGGUGACGCGAGCGAGAUCGAUCGGCAGGAACGACGACGUUGCGUGCGUGCAUAUAUAUGUGACGCACGCGCGCGGUGCGUUGGAGCAGCAGAGGUGGCGGCGGAUGCGCGCGCUGGAGGUACGAGGUGAACGAGAUUGCGAGGUGCGUACGACUGACGGCGGUGCUUGGCGCGACGAGACGACUGCCGGCGUACGUGAGAGCUUCUGAUUCUGCUUCUUUUAUUCCUCCGCCGCCGCGCUCGUGGCGAUUACGUACCUUGGUCGGGUUGGCUCCGAGAGCGAGGAGAGAGAAAGGAAGUUGAAUGAGAGCGCAUUCAGUCAGAUAGCUAGGAGUGUAGCUUGCUGCUAGAAGCUCUUCUUGUUUUUCUUUUCCCUUCUUCUUCUUCUCUCAGUUUUUGGCAUGCAUGUUGGACGCCUUCAUCGUCAAAAGUAUAAAAAGAGAUUCGAUCUGUAAUGUACUCAUUUGUUACUCCAGAGAUCAGAGAGGAAUAAUUAAGUACACGUUU
This is a messenger RNA of Zea mays, 1036 nucleotides long. RefSeq lists its product as uncharacterized. The transcript has a single exon. The record is from RefSeq and is marked validated. Bases 244 to 528 code for a protein of 94 amino acids. NCBI's taxonomy places the organism in Eukaryota, Viridiplantae, Streptophyta, Magnoliopsida, Poales, Poaceae.